ACUACUUUGCCUUUUAGAUCAUACAUAUACUUCGGCUUGGUUCCCUAAUAUAGUUAUUUAUAAUCAUUUCGUUUGCCUUGUAUUCCAGCAGUCAUCAGUGAUCGCGUGCAUAGCCAAGAAGUAUCAUAAAACAGUGCUUUACAAAUUCCAAGUUCAAAAAGAGCCCUAGAGCCAGUUUUAUAUAAACUCAAUAGAUACAUUUUUGUUCCAAAUGGAUAAUCUGUCGAUAUUUUUGUGGUUUGUGGUCUCGCUGAUUUGCUUCAUCCUGGUUUCAUUUAAGAAGCGGUACUCAUAUUGGAAGGAUCGCGGAGCAGCAUACGUAGAGCCCACCAUUCCCCUUGGCAAUUUACCUUUGCUAAAAGUGCACUUCAAAGAUACUACGGACCCAAUUUAUAAGCAGAAGAAGCCCGGAGCUCCAUUCAUGGGGGCUUAUUUUUUCCGAACUCCUGUUGUUAUAGCAACUGACCUCGACUUUAUACAAAGAGUUCUUGUUAAAGACUUUAGCAGUUUUAAUGGACGCGGAAUAUAUAUAAACGAAAAGGAUGAUCCUCUUUCCGAAAAUAUGUUCUCUUUGGAUGGUGACAAAUGGAAGUCUUUACGUGCAAAAUUUUCACCUGUGUUCACGUCUGGAAAAAUGAAAUUCAUGUUCACUACCGUUGUGGAUGUUGCCGAUCGACUUAACUCCACGCUAUCAGAAACACUGAAGGCAAAAUCAGAAGUGGAGGUGCGGGAUUUAUUGGCCAGAUUCACGACCGACGUUAUAGGAACCUGUGCAUUCGGAAUUGAAUGCGAUACCCUAAAAAACCCGAAUUCCAAAUUCCGUCAUUAUGGUUCCAAAAUAUUUGAAGAACCACUUCACGGACCACUGAUGGGAUUGCUCAUGAUACAAUACCCGAACUUCGCAAGGAAGCUUCGCCUCAGGCUUGUGCAGAAAGAAGUUGAAGACUUCUUCAUGGAUUUAGUGCGCGGAACUAUCGAUUACCGGGAACAGAAUAAUAUCAGACAAAAUGACUUUAUGGACCUUUUGAUACAAUUAAAAAAUGGAGAAUUUUUGGAUGGACAUUCUCAGAAAUUAGGACGAAUAACUUUUGGGGAGAUAGUGGCACAAGCAUAUUUGUUUUUCCUUGCGGGUUUUGAAACAUCUUCUUCGGUCAUGGUAUUCAGUUUGUAUGAGCUUGCGUUGAAUCCAGAUAUUCAGGAAAAGGCACGCCAGGAGGCUGAAACUAUUCUUAGUAAAUAUGAGGGAAAACUUACUUAUGAAGCUGUGAAAGAGGCGGAGUAUCUGGAUCAGAUAAUUAGCGAAUCUCUUCGCAAAUAUCCGGUAGCUGUGAAUCUAAUACGCCAAGCAAUUCGCGACUAUCCUGUACCAGGAACAAAAGUAAUUAUUGAAAAGGGAACAACAGUUUUGAUUCCAGUUUAUAGUAUCCACCAUGAUCCAGAAAUAUUCCAUAGCCCAGACGUUUUCAACCCAGAUCGAUUUGCACCAGAGCAGAUAAAAGCUCGUCAUCCAGUAUCUUUUUUGGGAUUUGGAGAAGGUCCUCGGAACUGUAUCGGAUUACGAUUUGGACGAAUGGAGUCAAAAAUCGGGUUAAUUACACUUUUGAAGAACUAUCAAUUUAAACCGUGUUCGAAAACUUCGAUUCCAAUGGUUUUUGCUGAAGGAAAACCAAUUUUAACACCAAAGUUUGGAGUAUAUUUACAGGUUGAAAAGUUAUAACUUGAUUACUUUAUGAUAUGAUUAGGGAACAAAAUGGUGGGUUACCACAUAAAGUUUGAUAUUUUUCAAAAUACAUUACAUGGGUAAAAUAUUUUCUUAGAAGUUCGCUUAUUGUACUCGCAGUUUAGCGGAAAUAUUGUUAAAUGACUGUUUCUUG
This is a messenger RNA of Hermetia illucens (black soldier fly), 1874 nucleotides long. RefSeq names its product probable cytochrome P450 6a13. The record is from RefSeq and is a predicted model, not a curated record. The transcript has 2 exons. Gene Ontology annotation, molecular function: oxidoreductase activity, acting on paired donors, with incorporation or reduction of molecular oxygen; iron ion binding; heme binding. The coding region runs from base 212 to 1717 and encodes 501 amino acids. NCBI's taxonomy places the organism in Eukaryota, Metazoa, Arthropoda, Insecta, Diptera, Stratiomyidae.